UAGUAUCCACCAGUAUCCAUUUGUCAACAGAAUGCCUAUACAAGUAUGAGUUGACAUAUCUCAUACCCAAUAAAUUUUUUCUACUCGCUGGCUGAACCCUAAUUCUUUCUGGUAAGAAUGGCGACAACCAUGGACUGCAGAAACUGGAACGAAGACAUAUACAGAAACUCCAUUAUACUGGAGAGAGAAUCCCAAUGUCGAACGGUCUUCCGCACUGCAUUCGCCCCCAACCCGGACCAUAAUUCCUAUCCGGACCUCAUCGCCGCCGCCAUUAGCGAUGGCUCCAUUGCCUCUUACUCUAUCUCUUCUUGCCUUGGAUUGAGCUCCGUGGGCAAUUCAUUGGUGCUAGUAGCUGAACCUAGUUGGCUGGUGCAAGGCCAUGAUGGACCUGCUUAUGAUGUUAAGUUUUAUGGUAACCAUGAAGAUUCACUGUUAUUGAGUUGUGGUGAUGAUGGUCGGAUUCAAGGAUGGAAGUGGAAAGAAAUGUUGGGGUCUAAAGAAUCAGCACAAGGAGGCGUAUCAAAGCCAGUACUUGACUUGGUAAAUCCUCAAAAGAAAGGUCCGUGGGGUGCGCUUUCACCAAUUCCUGAAAAUAAUUGCAUGGCUGUUAAUAAUCAGACCGGAUCCAUUUUUGCUGCUUCUGGUGAUUCUUGUGCAUACUGCUGGGAUGUGGAGAAGAGUGAAAUAAAGAUGGUUUUCAAAGGACAUUCAGACUACUUGCAUUGCAUUGUUGCGCGAAAUUCUCACAAUCAGGUUAUAACUGGUUCAGAGGAUGGGACAGCACGAAUAUGGGAUUGCAGAAGUGGAAAAUGUAUUCAAAUAAUUGAUCCCCAGAAGGAUAAGAAGUUGAAGGAGUUGUUUCCAUAUGUCAGUUGCAUAGCUCUUGAUGCAAGCGAGAGUUGGCUGGCUUGUGGAAGUGGCCGGUCUUUAUCUGUUUGGAAUCUUCCAGCUUAUGAAUGCGUUUCACGUAUUAUGACAAGUGCUGCUAUCCAGGAUGCCUUAUUUGAUGAUAAUCAAGUUUUGGCGGUUGGAGCGGAGCCACUGCUUAGCCGCUUUGACCUGAAUGGAGAUAUUGUUUCACAGAUACCAUGUGCUCCUGAGUCAUUGUUUUCCAUUUCUGCACAUCCUUCAGGGGUCACAGCAGUAGCUGGUUACGGUGGUAUAGUGGAUAUUGUAUCACAAUUUGGAAGUCAUUUGUGCACAUUCCAUUGCAGAGCAGUUCAGAAGUGACUGCCAAUGCAGCUUAUUUAACUUGGGGACAUUGAAAGAUGAUGGGCAAGACAGGAAAAAUUGCUCAAGGAUAAUCAACUUUUUCUCUGAAAAAACUUGGUCACCAUGUACUUGCAGCGAACUAUAUGAGUUUUACCUCAAAAAUGAAAUUUAGCCCUGUUUCAUCAGCUUGUGGUAGGGGUUACUACUUACAAAUACUAGAGCUUUUUCUAGUGAAGUCAUAUGGAUAGCUGAUGAAGUACCACUUUGAAGUAACUAUUGCCAGCAAAAAUGAAACAUUAGUUUCUCAGGACCAAAAUAAGUGGUCUAAGGUUUUUGACUUCCAGCGCACCCAGUACGAAAAUCAUACAUCUCAUUAAACUGCCAUCUAUCUGUUUCCUAAAGCGACGCUUUGGACCAAAUUGGUGAAAAACUAGAUGACCAUUUAUUUCUUCACUAGUGUCUGAUUUGCACGUGUCCCCAGCAAAUAGUAUACCAUAGAAAUGAGAAACAAAAUUUUUAGUGAAAAUAUAAGCUGAAAUUUAUGAAUAAUCAGGCUGUUCAAACAGCUUUGAUGAAUGACAAAUGAUUAUAUUUGAACCUUCAUGACAAGAUGGCAACCAAAUGAGCAAAUUCAAAUUUCCUGUAA
Molecule: messenger RNA, 1858 nt
Organism: Capsicum annuum
Lineage: Eukaryota; Viridiplantae; Streptophyta; Magnoliopsida; Solanales; Solanaceae
Product: THO complex subunit 6
Exons: 13
Coding region: 118-1230 (370 amino acids)
Biological process (GO): mRNA export from nucleus
Cellular component (GO): transcription export complex; THO complex
Molecular function (GO): protein binding
Source: RefSeq, a predicted model, not a curated record